GAAGCGCUGCUGCCCGCGGGCCGCCCUAGCGCCGAGGAUGCGGCUGCGCUCGGGGGUCUUCGCCGCCGGCUGCUUCCUGGUGCAGGCGCUCGGGGUGGGGCUGUUCCUCCGGGGCUUCUUCCCGGUGCCCGUGAGACCCCUGCCCCGGAGAGAGGCCCGCGGGGGCCCGCCCGCUGAGCCGCCCCCGCCCGGCCCAGGAGUGACUUCUAAUUGGACCAUGAUUCCAUCACCUCUUUUCAAAAAAGCUGUCAUUGUGUUGAUAGAUGCUUUGAGAGAUGAUUUUGUGUUUGGAUCAAAGGGUAAACAGUUCAUGCCCUACACUACACAACUGGUUGAAAAAGGAACAUGCCACAGUUUCAUUGCUGAAGCGAAGCCACCCACUGUCACCAUGCCUCGAAUUAAGGCUUUGAUGACUGGUAGCAUACCUGGCUUCAUUGAUGUUAUCAUGAACCUUAAUUCUCCAGCACUCUUGGAAGACAACCUGAUAUGGCAGGCAAAAACAGCUGGGAAAAGAAUAAUCUUUUAUGGUGAUGACACUUGGGUUAAACUAUUUCCAAAGCAUUUUGUGGAAUAUGAUGGAACUACAUCAUUUUUUGUGUCAGAUUAUACUGAGGUUGAUGAUAAUGUUACCAGGCAUUUGGAUAGUGUCUUAAAAAGAGAAGACUGGGAUAUACUAAUACUUCACUACCUAGGAUUGGACCAUAUUGGUCAUCUGACUGGACCAAACAGCCCUUUGGUGGGACCAAAGCUUUAUGAAAUGGAUAACAUCCUCAAGAAGAUUCAUACUUCACUCCUCUCAAAGGAAGAAGAAUCUUCUUUGCCCAACUUACUUAUUGUGUGUGGUGAUCAUGGGAUGUCCGAAACAGGCAGUCAUGGAGGUUCCUCAGAGGAAGAAGUUCACACACCUCUGCUAUUUAUCAGCUCUGCUUUUGAAAAGAGAAAUGGCCCUUUAAAACAGUCAGAACUCGUGCAACAGACGGACUUAGCUGCUACAUUGGCAAUAGGUCUUGGCCUGCCAAUUUCAAGAAACAGUGUUGGGAAUAUUAUACUCUCCAUUAUAGAAGGGAAGACAAUGAGAGAACAACUGAGGUUCUUGCAUUUAAAUGGGUUCCAGCUUAGUAGACUGCUUCAGGAGAACAUGCCAACAUAUGAAAAAGAUCCUGGAUUUGAGCAUUUUAAGAUAGCAGAAAAAUCCCAUGGGAAUUGGAUCAAGCUCUACCUAGAGGGAAAUAAUUCAGAAGUCCUCUUAAACCUUGGCAAAAAGGUCCUUAAGCAAUAUUUAGAGGCUCUGAAGAUCCUGAGUUCUUCACUAAGCAAGCAAGUGACACAAUACGACAUGUAUUCAAUGAUGGUGGGGACUGUGAUAGUCCUGGAGGUUCUGCUUCUGCUUUUGCUCUGCAUGCCGAAAGCACUGAGCAGCAGGGCUGAAUUUGAAGUGCCACUCUCCCCUCCGCUGUUUUCUCUGCUGUUUUACUUGAUGUGCCUGAUGCUGUGUGCAGUUCAUGUAAUUGUAUGCACAUCAGCGGAAAGCUUGUGCUAUUUCUGCAGUAUAUCAUGGUUAAUGGCAGUUGGAGUGAUGAUGCUGAUUUCUGCACUUAUGUGUGUAAUUUUAUCAGCCUUUGGAAAGAUGCUUGAGAAUUCCAAACUUCCAGCUAAGAACCCAGCUGUCUCCAAUUCCAGCUGGUCAGAACUAGAUAUACUCAUGUUGGCAGGAACUGUUGGCCAUGCCGUGAGCCUGGGAGCAAGCAGCUUUGUUGAAGAGGAGCACCAAACCUGGUAUUUUCUUAUCAAUACUCUUUGCUUGGCGCUGUGCCAGGAAAUUUGUAGACACUACUUUCUUGUGAAAGAAUGUGAUCUUCAGCUUAGUACUGCUGUCAAACAAAAUUUUGAAGAUAUUGAGGAAACCGCCCAGUGCAGGAAUGUUGCUAUAUCAUCAUGUGACUCAAAAUUGGGCAAAGUCACCUCUUCAGGUGAAUUUCUAAAAGGCUCAGAAAAGUGGAUGGGUUUAGCAAGUCCAUGGAUCAUCCUUAUUUGCUGUCGGUUGCUUCGUUCCUUAAAUCAGACGGGAGUUCAGUGGGCUCAUCGACCCGACUUCGGACAUUGGUUGACAAGGUCUGAGAUGUGCAUUCUCCUUAUGUGGAGACUAAUCAAUUUCUAGCUGGUGAGAAUUUGCUCCUCUGUACAGAAUGAUGCUCAAAAAGGCCUUCCACCUGCCACACUAUGCUCUCAUUCCACGUUUACAAUGCUCAGAUCGACCUAGACCUGUCACUGGAAACCUUUGUGCUUUCAGGCUGUGCUUCUCCCAUACCACGCAGUAGGACUCUAGUAUGUGAGCAUCCAUUAAUCCUCCAGUCCCAGUUAUAACAGGUUAUCUCAUGCAACUUGUUCUCUUCAGAAUGCCAUCGCUACCUGAAAUCAGGGCAGAUGCUUCAUCCCGUAAGAAGAGUUCGGCUGUAACCUUUGAAACAGCUCCCUGAGCUCUAAUGUGCAGGAAGAAUCUUUGUCAGGAUACUUGUAACUCUAACCAUGAUCCUGAACUUACGGUUGACUGUUCAGCACACUCAGAAGAGCCAGAGGUCCUGACAGCAAAAAAAAAAAAAAAAAAAAAGUCUUUUGAAUUAUACAAGUGAAAAGCUCCCUUUCUCUUCAUCUGCACUCUAACAUGCUAGAUAUAAUUAAUUUCAGGUGUGUGUACAAGGAAAAAACAUAAGACAUGAGUAUUUUGAUGAGAUGUGUAUUUUAAUUUGUAUAUUCAUUCUGUCUCAGUUAUAAAAAUCUAUCCUUUCUGCGGAUGUGGCUGAUACAAUAAAAUAAAAUAAAAAUUGACACUUAGACCUGUUUGAGGUAGAAAGAGGCAGCUCUCAAACUACCAUCUACUUGACCUGUCUAGUUAUUCAGAAAGACCUAAAUAAAAAAGUCAUCACAGCAGUGUUGGAGUUAAGCUGAGUAUAGAGUAUGUCAUAAUGCCAGCAGGCUCCUCUAUUUCAGGUGCUGCCUGUGCAAUACUGCAUCAGACUGUGCCCAAGCUAGCAGCAGUGGCAACUGUAGGGAUAUCUGCAAUGUAACAUUUUUGGACUGAAGAGUUAGGUCUGACUGCAUCUGCAUCCUAUCUUGGACCUGAAACUCUUCAAGUAAAUGUUGAAGAGCGUUUAGUCCAUCAGGACUAUCUUUUUUACUCUGGAAAUAUCCUUCUGCAGACCUGAAGAAUGUUCAUCUGCAUCAUCCUGUCUGGCUGACACAGUGACAUUUUCUACAGUUGGUCUUGAGGCAUUAUAGCUUUGGCAUUGUCUCAGGUUAUUUCCAUCGAGAAUUUGAUACUGGUGACCAUUUUCCAACUAAUAUUUUGAUCAGGGUUAAGUUGAAAUGUUUUCAUUUGCAGUACAUGCUCAGAGUUAGACUGUCAUAAACCAAACAGCAUAAAGUUCUUUUCUCUUUCCUGAAAGCGUGCCAUUCUGUAAGGGUCACCUUUUCCUCCUUUUUUAGCACCCGAUGCUUGUUUUUUUUGCCAAGUGAACUUCUAAUGAUUCAUUUGAUAGUAAUAAAAAAUCAGAAUUUUACUUGGAGCCAUUAUAUCCCGGUAGUUUUAGAUGUAACCCAUCCAGUCUUCCCUAUAUCCAGCCUUGUGGUUUGGCUGCAGGAUAAAUCAGUAAAGUUUUCUCCUUUAUUGACUUUUUAAAGAUCAGGGGCCAACCUCAGGCUAACUUUUGCCUACAGUGCUAAGGAGAUGUUGAGGAGCAAGAUUCUCUACCUUUGCUUGUGGAAGGCAAAUUGAGUUUUAUGUGCUCCUUGCCCGGUUAGAAAUUCUAGAAGCAAAACUCAAAAAAUAUAUUUGCCUAAAACAUUUUGAAAUCAGCUGUUAGAGAUGAGAUCAAUACCUAAAUCAAUAAAGCAUUCUGUUCAGUUUGCCAAGGCAAA
Molecule: messenger RNA, 3915 nt
Organism: Chelonoidis abingdonii (Abingdon island giant tortoise)
Lineage: Eukaryota; Metazoa; Chordata; Testudines; Testudinidae
Gene: PIGG
Product: phosphatidylinositol glycan anchor biosynthesis class G (EMM blood group)
Biological process (GO): GPI anchor biosynthetic process
Cellular component (GO): endoplasmic reticulum membrane
Source: RefSeq, a predicted model, not a curated record